Messenger RNA from Gracilinanus agilis (Agile Gracile Mouse Opossum), 1689 nucleotides. Its product is annotated as zinc finger protein 709-like. The coding region runs from base 1 to 1689 and encodes 562 amino acids. The transcript is spliced from 6 exons. Gene Ontology annotation, biological process: regulation of DNA-templated transcription. Lineage: Eukaryota; Metazoa; Chordata; Mammalia; Didelphimorphia; Didelphidae. The record is from RefSeq and is a predicted model, not a curated record.
AUGAAGGGAUUUCAGAACUUUAAACCAUCCCACCCUCACUGCAGCAAGAGGUUUCUGCCUGCUCAUGCAGACAUUCCUGCUACUCCUUCCUGCUGUUACUGCUGCUUGCUAUUGCUGCUACUGGAGGUGGUGACGUUCAAGGAUGUGUCUGUGGACUUCACGCGGGAGGAGUGGCGCCUCUUGUCCCCUCCCCAGAAGGAGCUGUACAAGGAGGUGAUGCUGGAGAAUGCCCAGAACCUGCUCUCUGUGGGGAGGAGCUGGCAGGAUGAGACUGUUGGACUCCAUUUCCUAUCAAAUUCAAGUCUUGCACUACAUCAGAGAAUCCACACUGGGGAGAAACCUUAUGAAUGCAAGCAGUGUGGAAAGGCAUUCAGUUGCAGCUCCAAUCUUGCUGUACAUCAGAGAGUCCACACUGGGGAGAAACCUUAUGAGUGCAAGCAGUGUGGAAAGGCAUUCAGUCAGAGCUCCAGUCUUGCACUACAUCAAAGAAUCCACAGUGGGCAGAAAUUUUAUGAGUGCAAGGAGUGUGGGAAGACAUUCAGUUGCAGCUCCAAUCUUGGUGUACAUCAGAGAAUCCACAGUGGGCAAAAAUCUUAUGAGUGCAAGGAGUGUGGGAAGACAUUCAGUUGUAGCUCCAAUCUUGUUGUACAUAAGAGAAUCCACACUGGGGUGAAACCUUAUGAAUGUAAACAGUGUGGAAAUGCAUUCAGUCGUAGCAAUGCUCUUGCUAUACAUCAGAUUAUCCACACUGGGGAGAAACCUUAUGAUUGCAAGCAGUGUGGAAAGACAUUUAGUCGGAGUUCCAGUCUUGCUCUACAUCUGAGAACCCACACUGGGGAGAAACCAUAUGGAUGUAAUCAAUGUGGAAAGACAUUUAGUAAGAGCUCUAGUCUUGCUGUACAUCAUAGAAUCCACACUGGGGAGAAACCUUAUGAAUGCAAGCAGUGUGGAAAGACAUUCAGUUCGAGCUCCAGUCUUGCUCUACAUCAGAGAAUCCACACUGGGGAAAAACCAUAUGGAUGUAAUCAAUGUGGAAAGACAUUUAGUAAAAGCUCUAAUCUUGCUGUACAUCAGAGAAUCCACACUGGGGAGAAACCUUAUGAAUGUAAUCAAUGUGGAAAGGCAUUCAGUGAAAGCUCUAGUCUUGCCCUACAUCAGAGAAUCCACACUGGGGAGAAGCCAUAUGGAUGUAAUCAAUGUGGAAAGACAUUUAGUAAGAGCUCUAAUCUUGCUGUACAUCAGAGAAUCCACACUGGGGAGAAACCUUAUGAAUGUAAUAAAUGUGGAAAGGCAUUCAGUGAGAGCUCUAGUCUUGCUGUACAUCAUAGAAUCCACACUGGGGAGAAGCCUUAUGAAUGCAAGCAGUGUGGAAAAACAUUCAGUUCGAGCUCAGCUCUUGCUGUACAUCAGAGAAUCCACACUGGGGAGAAGCCUUAUGAAUGCAAGCAGUGUGGAAAAACAUUCAGUUCGAGUUCUGCUCUUGCUGUACAUCAGAGAAUCCACACUGGGGAGAAACCUUAUGAAUGCAAGCAGUGUGGAAAGACAUUCAGUCAGACAUCCCAUCUAAGUCUACAUCAAAGAAUCCACACUGGGGAGAAACCUUAUGAAUGCAAUCAGUGUGGAAAGGCAUUCACAAAUAAUUCCAACUUUGCUGUACAUCAGAGAAUCCACACUGUGGAGGAACUUUAA